AAGAAGAGCUCUACUCUGAAAAUAUUCGUUUACGAAGGGAACUUGAAGGAAUCAGAGCUAACCAUGAUGCUGGACGAUUCGAAGAACUUGCUUCUAUUGCCGAUUCUGGUCUUGACUCUGAUGCCCCCAUGGAUCUUGAAGAAGAAGAUCCGGCCAUUGUUUUAGACGAUAUGAACGAAGACGACGCCGAGAAUGAACAUGAGCUUGGUAUCGAAGCAGAGGUUGCAGAUCCCAAUAUCGCAUCUCCUAUUAAGAGAACGGGUUCAGCCAUUUUUUCUGUUGCCGCGUACCCUACCCCCUCGUCUGCCCCUCGCAACCAAGUGGACACCCGCCGUUCCAGCGUUAUUUUGGACAACAUGAACGACAAUGAUGGCGAUGACGAAAUCGAAAUCGAGCAAGGUCUCGAAUCACAGCAGGUAAUAAAUGCCAGUCCCGCGUCUUCUUGCCAGAUAGCAGGGGUAGCUCUUCCAACUCCCACCACAUAUUCUAUUCAGUCGUCCGCUCCUCGCAACCAACUGUUCAUCCGUCGACCCAGCAUGAUUUCGAAGGAUUUACACGAAGGCGAGAGAGAUGGAGAUGGUGCUGAUGGACAGAAUGUGGACUCAGUAGUACAGCUUCCACACCCUCAGAUGAAGGUAACGCAGGCAAACACUACCAACAUAUUUCGGGCUGUGCCCGUCGAUCUCACGUCCCCCGUUCGGAGAACAGGGUCAACCGGUUUAGAUGCUGCAGCGUAUCCCACUCCAUCCUCUGCCCCUCGAAAUCAGCUGGCAAUUCGUCGAUCGAGCGUAGCUACCUUACCACGUGAUGAUGAUAGAUCUCAUCCGUCAUCCCCAACGCCUCCAUCUCGAUCACUAUCAUUUGUAGCAGCUGGUAUCCCAUCCCAGCCCGAUUGCUCAGAACAUCAUGAUGCUAAUCACUCGGAAGAAACCGUCGGGACAGGAACAGAAACCACUGCUGGCAGUAGCACAGGUGCUACACUUUAUUAUGAAUGUAUCUUGGGCAAAGUCGAUGAAAUGGCGCGUAGAACUCAGGCGCUUCGCAAACUUGUGCGCCAAGGGGUGAGUUUCUGCAAUGUUUAAUACGCGUCAACAAAACUUCAAGGCUCUUUUGCUCUAGCACGCUCGUUCCAGGCAGGCACAGGCUGAAUUAGAGGCUGAAAACAAAAGAUUGAAGAAUAUACUCCAAAGCCUUACUUCCCAAGCACCAAUGUUUCAGGGGUUCGCGUCCCACUUAACAAGUAUCCAGCAAUUAUAUCCAUAGGCCGCUCCUAUACUAUCUCUUCGUAUGUGUGUAUAGUAUAGUAAUACAGCGCUUUUAUAAGUCACAACAAAACCAAAAUAA
Molecule: messenger RNA, 1344 nt
Organism: Serpula lacrymans var. lacrymans S7.9
Lineage: Eukaryota; Fungi; Basidiomycota; Agaricomycetes; Boletales; Serpulaceae
Exons: 7
Coding region: 129-1082 (317 amino acids)
Source: RefSeq, a predicted model, not a curated record